GUGCCAGAUCCUGCCGUGUAAUGUGAACUCCCUCAUCCGAUGCAUCGUGGUGGUCAGCAGUAAUCGGAUGCCCUGGUGCUUUGUGCGUUUCGUGUUCGUGCGUACACAGUAUUCAGUACACGUCGGAAAUCGCAGGAAAACGAGAGCGAGGGCAAAUAGCCCAGGGCGGUCUCUUUACGCAAACAACGAAAAACGGAAACAAUAUCGCCAUCAAAUAUUCCAACGACCAUCAACAUUCAGCCAAACCAGAGGACCAGCCAACUGUCGCUGGCGGAAAUCGGAAGGUCGAACUAGUGAACCAUGUGCGAGAUGCAGAUCGCUGCCGCAUUGCUGUUGGCUAGCAUCGCUUCAUAGUAGCAUCGUUUCCUUGUUCCCCAUCGUUGCACCCACUUCGGCUGAACACAAAGAAUAGACGAAGCAACUUGCAGCUGCAUCAUCCAAUCAACCCGGCUACUUGCAGCGUUUUGUUAUUAGUACCCGUGCAAGUGCAUCACAUGCAGGUCGGACGCAAAAUGUCUAAACAACAGGGAAAGUACGAGCUGCUGAAGGAGGACUCCAAUCUCAGGCGAAGACAUACCUACAUACAGGGAUGCUUACUGGUGGCGCUUUGCGGUAUGUCUAGUGUAACGGUGUAUGCAACAUGGUCCAUGAUUUACCGACAGAAUUUAAUCAUACCACCUACGCUUAUAGAUAUUUUUCCCCACUGGCGUAAUAGAAUUGCCCUAUACGAGGCAAAUUUACGCCAAACCAUUCAUCAACUUAACACACAGCAGGAUGUGCCCAGUGGAAAGGGGUUGAACGCUGCUCCCGGGCAGGAGGCUCAUGAGAACACCAGGCUCGGCGAUGGCGACGAUGCGCGAAAUUCAUAUGCCAACAGCGCAGCAAUGUCAGCGGCGAACACAACGGGCUCCGGUGGAUAUCGAUCUCACGCCACUGGAGAUCCAUUGCAAGCCCGUAUCAAGCAGCUGGACAACGAGCGUGUUCUGCCCUCCCGUUUCGGUAACUUCAUCUACUCGCAGGAAGCGACCAGUGGGCAGCCCGCUAGUCCGAAAAUUGUCUGCUAUUACACGACGCCUGAGCUUCGGCAUCCCGAGCUCCGUCAUCAGCUGAAUCCCGAGCGCAUCGACCCAUUCCUUUGCACACACCUGCACAUCGGCGUGAUUAGCAUCGAAAACUGCACACUGAUGAUCGACGAUAACGUGCGCGUAGCGUUCAAUCGCACCAAGGCACUGAAGCGCGCGAACCCGGACCUCAAGAUCUUGACCUGGGUUGGUGGUGGUAGCGUUGGUGGUUUCACGGAGAUGGUGGAAAACCACGCGAACCGAAAGCGGUUCAUUCAGUCACUGAAGGCCACGCUCGAGCACUACCAUCUGGAUGGUGUGGAUUUGGACUGGGAGUUUCCGGACAGUGGCGGCAAGCGCCGGAUGCACUUUUCACAGCUGCUGCACGAAAUACGGCGUGAGUACCAGCGCGAGCACAGAACGUACAUACUGAGCGUGGCGGUUGCGGCACAAGGCACGUUGGCAUACAUGGCUUACGAUGUGGGAGAAAUCAACAGCUACGCCGAUUACGUAAAUCUGAUGUCGUACGAUUUUCAUUUCUACUCAAACGAUCUACCACAGACGGGUCUAAACGCUCCGCUGUAUCGUCGUCAGAACGAGCGCUCACUGCUCGGAACGCUCAACAUCAACGAUUCGGUGAACUACUGGCUAUCUGCCGGGCUCGAUCGUAGCAAGGUAAUCGUCGGGCUGCCCACCUACGGCCACACGUUCACGCUCGUUAAUCCGUUCAACACGCGCAUCGGAGCACCAGCUUCCGGCUAUGGGCGCGUCGGUACGCUCGGCUACGCCAGCUACUCCGAGGUGUGCUGGUUCCUCCGGCACAACAUCUACGUAAUGCAGACGUACGACGAGGAAAGCUGUUCUCCCUAUCUGCACGCUGGCACGGAGUGGAUCUCGUACGACGACGAGCGAAGUCUGGAGUGCAAAGCGAACUUCGUCCGGUCAAACGGGUUUGGCGGAGCGAUGAUCUUUUCGCUCAACACCGAUGACUUCGGCUCGUACUGCGCCAAAAAUGCCUUGUAUGCAACCGAGGGUGGCGAAGGGCGGUCGUCGGAAAGCUUCCCGCUGGUGCGCAAGGUACGCUCGGUGUUAGAAGGCGCGCAGCAAACGGCAACGGCGUCGCAGCCGAACCAACGUGAGAGUGUGCGGUGAAUAUGUCACAUUCCGCAUGACAUUCCUCUUUUGCCCCAAUAAUCUAGUCAAGUGUGUUACUCGGCAGCAGGCCGCUUUCGGAAGCUUUAUUCAACCAACACGAAAUGGAAUUGACGGAAUUGGUCCGCGAAACAACGCCUCGUAAGAAGUUUCCACCCGUCGAAGUAGAAGUGUGUACAGUGUAGGUGCCUCAUGACGUGUACUUACAGGGGAAGCAAAACGAGAGUCAACCAAUAGAAGUAGUACGAGUGUCUUCCAGUGGAGAGUCGAAAUAAGACAAAUGGGUCGGGGCAGCUUAAAGCAACGAUUUAUUCGGCUGGCUUACGAAUUUUCGGUGAGCCGCGAAAGUUAAAUGAAUUACGUUUCCUCUUUUUGUUACUUUGUUUUUAGAUCGUAAUUAGUCAAUCCUGAUGCAAUGAGCAAAAUCUCGCCACAUGGUUGCGGUGUUGUUUGCACCGUAGGAAAUGAUUGCUCUUCAGACAGAAGUGUUCUUGUUUAGUUUUUCGCAAACUUUUGUAGCUCGGUUCGGUUGCUCGGUUGGGAGUUCUCAGAACAUACGAAACAUUCCAUAGCUCUAACGGGUACUAAACGUACCAUCUACGUAGAGCGAAAUGCUUAGUAUCGUUAUGCUGGGGAGUGAAAAAAGCGUUCUACGGAACGAAAGAAAACACAACAUUGUGCCAAAAAUUUAUAAUUACCACUACAGCAUAACAAAAAUACAGAAACGCACCCAACGCAGCAACAGUAGUGGCGCAGGCACACAUACACACACACCUCCAUAAGUUGUUAGUAGCGAUCCAAUCCAAGAUCCAAUAGUCCAGAAACAAGCAUCAAUACGGCACCUGUUUCCCCCAUGCGGUAUUUAGUGCCUAAAGUAUUACCAACAUUGUGUUGGCACCUGGCAUGAAGAAAUUCGGAGGGGUUGCAUGUGUGUACAAGUAUAUCAAAACCAUACAUUAUACACCAAACAAGCACAGGUAUACAAUAACUAAACGCGCGCGCAUUUAAAACAUCACCUUCAGACGGUGGACCGGCCAGAAAAUACUAGAGGAUGGAGCAGUUCUUGUCCGGGCUUUCCAGAUUCGGUAAAAACAAUUUUAAAAAACAUAUAAAUACGAUCCAGUUCGUUUAUCAAAGGUUAAAAUAAUAAAACAAUAAAAAAAAAAAACAUAAACAAUAGUCUUCGCCAUCACGAGCACAACUGCAUGGCGAUGGCUGUCAGCAACAACUCAGUAUAAAAAGUAAAGCUCAGCAAAAUACCAGAGCGAGUACAACACACCGAGUAAUGGUGCCGUCGUGUUGCUUAUGUUUUUUUAAUUGUCUUUGAAUCGAAUAAAUCGAGAAACCACGGGUACGAAUUUCAGCGUCUUCUAAAAGGACAAUAUUUUGUGGCCUGUCCAUUGUGUUAACAUUGUAGUGAAUAUAGGAGAAGUGGUUGACUUUAAAACAGAAUUGUUGCUUAAAAGUUAUUGGAAAGUAAACAUCGUCGAUAGUGUGUGUGUGCGUGUGUGUUGGUAAACCUAAAAAAACGAAGUAUUCAAAUAUCUUGCGGUAGUCGCUCCUGGAAAGCUCUGUAGUCACGGAGGUCGGAACGCUGUAUUUUUUCAAACUUGUCGGCCACUAAAACUAAUCAAAUCAGUGCAUUCCAAACAAACGUUUAUGGCACGGUUGAAGAAACUGUUACAGCGUGCGAAACAGUAAAACAACUACUUUUUAUAGUAUUUGAUAGAAGGUGUAGAAUGUCGAACGAUGAAGUCCAGAAUGGGCAGAGGAACACUUACUGGCUGGCUCUGCCGUGACGUCGUGUGAGGAAAGAGGGAGGAAACAAAAACCUAAACGCUUAACAAAACGCCUUCGUGUGAAAUCUGUAGAUUGAUCUUUUGCAUUGUAACUGAUAGC
Molecule: messenger RNA, 4112 nt
Organism: Anopheles bellator
Lineage: Eukaryota; Metazoa; Arthropoda; Insecta; Diptera; Culicidae
Gene: Cht11
Product: chitinase-3-like protein 2
Exons: 4
Coding region: 495-2213 (572 amino acids)
Biological process (GO): carbohydrate metabolic process; chitin catabolic process
Cellular component (GO): extracellular region
Molecular function (GO): chitinase activity; chitin binding
Source: RefSeq, a predicted model, not a curated record